Messenger RNA from Ornithorhynchus anatinus (platypus), 2595 nucleotides. RefSeq names its product poly(A) binding protein cytoplasmic 1 (gene PABPC1). Lineage: Eukaryota; Metazoa; Chordata; Mammalia; Monotremata; Ornithorhynchidae. The transcript is spliced from 15 exons. Gene Ontology annotation, cellular component: ribonucleoprotein complex; nucleus; cytosol. The coding region runs from base 242 to 2152 and encodes 636 amino acids. Gene Ontology annotation, molecular function: poly(U) RNA binding; mRNA 3'-UTR binding; poly(A) binding. The record is from RefSeq and is a predicted model, not a curated record.
AUUUUUUUCUUUGCACCCCCCCCCUUUUUUUUUUUUUUUUUUUGUAAAAUAAUCCGGUGAAGCAGCCGAGAGCGACGAGCGGAGAGGAAGGAAGCAGGAGGCGGCGGGAGCUUCGGCAGGAGAAGGCCGGCCGGUCCUUCCGUCCCGUGGCCGUUGGGGGAGUGGGGAAGCCGGCCGAUUUGGGGGCCGCGUCGUCGUCGUCGUCGUCCUCUCUUCCCUCCCCUUCCCCCUUCCCGGCGAGAUGAACCCCAGCGCCCCCAGCUACCCCAUGGCCUCGCUCUACGUGGGCGACCUGCACCCCGAUGUGACCGAAGCCAUGCUCUACGAGAAGUUCAGCCCGGCCGGGCCCAUCCUCUCCAUCCGCGUCUGCAGGGACAUGAUCACCCGCCGCUCCCUGGGCUACGCCUAUGUCAACUUCCAGCAGCCGGCCGACGCGGAGCGAGCGUUGGACACCAUGAACUUUGACGUUAUUAAAGGCAAGCCAGUGCGCAUCAUGUGGUCUCAGCGUGAUCCAUCCUUACGUAAAAGUGGUGUAGGAAACAUCUUCAUAAAAAACUUGGACAAAUCCAUCGAUAAUAAAGCAUUGUAUGAUACGUUUUCUGCUUUUGGAAACAUUCUUUCUUGUAAGGUGGUGUGUGAUGAAAACGGGUCAAAGGGCUAUGGAUUCGUACACUUUGAGACACAGGAAGCUGCCGAAAGAGCUAUUGAAAAAAUGAAUGGAAUGCUUCUUAACGAUCGUAAAGUAUUUGUUGGACGAUUUAAAUCCCGUAAGGAGAGGGAAGCAGAGCUCGGUGCUAGGGCAAAGGAAUUCACCAAUGUUUACAUAAAGAAUUUUGGAGAAGAUAUGGAUGACGAAAGACUUAAGGAACUCUUUGGCAAGUUUGGGCCUGCUCUAAGUGUGAAAGUAAUGACUGAUGAAAGUGGAAAAUCCAAAGGCUUUGGCUUCGUUAGCUUCGAGAGACAUGAAGAUGCCCAGAAAGCUGUUGAUGAGAUGAAUGGCAAAGAACUGAAUGGAAAGCAAAUUUACGUGGGGAGAGCCCAAAAAAAAGUGGAACGGCAGACAGAACUCAAACGCAAAUUUGAACAGAUGAAGCAGGACCGAAUCACCAGAUACCAGGGUGUUAACCUUUAUGUGAAAAACCUCGAUGACGGCAUCGACGACGAACGCCUGCGGAAAGAAUUUUCACCGUUUGGUACAAUCACUAGCGCCAAGGUCAUGAUGGAGGGUGGCCGCAGCAAAGGUUUUGGGUUCGUGUGUUUCUCUUCCCCGGAAGAAGCCACCAAAGCAGUGACAGAAAUGAAUGGUAGAAUCGUGGCCACCAAGCCAUUGUACGUAGCUUUAGCCCAACGCAAAGAAGAGCGCCAGGCGCACCUCACCAACCAGUAUAUGCAGAGAAUGGCGAGCGUACGAGCCGUGCCCAACCCGGUCAUCAACCCCUACCAGCCAGCACCUCCUUCAGGUUACUUCAUGGCAGCUAUCCCUCAGACUCAGAACCGUGCCGCGUACUAUCCUGCUAGCCAAAUCGCUCAACUCAGACCAAGUCCUCGCUGGACUGCUCAGGGUGCCAGACCUCAUCCAUUCCAGAACAUGCCCAGCGCCAUCCGGCCCGCAGCUCCUCGGCCCCCCUUCGGCACCAUGAGACCUGCCUCUACGCAGGUCCCGCGAGUCAUGUCCACGCAGCGUGUCGCUAACACGUCGACCCAGACGAUGGGACCCCGGCCCGCGGCCGCCGCCGCCGCCGCCACCCCCGCCGUCCGCACCGUUCCUCAGUACAAGUACGCCGCGGGCGUGAGGAAUCCUCAGCAGCAUCUCAACGCACAGCCCCAGGUCACCAUGCAGCAGCCUGCUGUCCAUGUGCAAGGCCAGGAACCCUUGACCGCUUCCAUGUUGGCGUCCGCUCCGCCUCAAGAGCAGAAGCAGAUGCUGGGUGAGAGGCUGUUUCCUCUUAUCCAGGCCAUGCACCCUACUCUGGCGGGUAAAAUCACUGGUAUGUUGCUGGAGAUUGACAAUUCUGAGCUCCUCCAUAUGCUUGAGUCUCCAGAAUCUCUGCGUUCUAAGGUCGAUGAAGCGGUAGCUGUACUUCAAGCCCACCAAGCUAAAGAAGCUGCCCAGAAAGCAGUCAACAAUGCCACCGGUGUUCCAACUGUUUAGAAAAAGAAAAAAAAAGAUCAGGGACCAUGAAAUGGAACUCUGCUUCACCGAAGAAAAAUAUCUAAACAUCGAAAAACUUAAAUAUUGUGAAAAAACAUUGCAAAACAUAAAAUGAAUAAAAAAAGGAAAGGAAACUUUGAAGCUUAUGUACCGAACAAAUGCCAGGUCUGGCAAACUUAAUGCUAGUCCUAGAUUACUUAUUGAUUUAAAAAACAAAAAAAUAGUAAAAUGUAAAAACAAAUUAAUGUUUUAUAGACCCGGGGGAAAAAAGAAUUUUCAGCACAGUUCAAAAAAUUUAAAGCAUUCCUUUCUUUAAUUUUGUAAUUCUUUACUGUGGAAAAGCUCAGGCCAUCAAGCUGUUUUAGAAGACAGUUGACAGCCGAGCAAGGAAACGUAAUUUGGAUUAUAAAAUUCUUGCUUUAAUAAAAAUUCCUUAAACAGUG